AUGAAGGCCAGCAUACCCAAGCGGUUACUCACCCUACGUGAUAGGGAUAGGGAUAAGGAGAAGAAUGGCUCCCACGGUCGGAGCAAGUCCUCCGAGGGACACAAGUCUACCGAGUCGUCUUUCCUAUCUGUCUUCAAGAGCGGCUUGAGCACCACGACCAACGGAGACGUUGACAAGGAGAAAGAAAGCGCCAAGAUUGACGAGAUCGACAAACGCCUUGCUGAGAUGGACAUACAUGAUAUCUCUAAAGAGCACCUGCGCUUUGCUCUCAGAAGCAAAUACGCCGCCGGCGACACCGAAAAAGCCAUCGAAAUGUUGCUCCUCCACCAGAGGUCCAUGUCUGGCACCAUCUUGCCCUACGACCCCAAGAUUCACAUGGUCGGGGCCGAGAACAGGGGGAACGUCACAUGCUAUCUCGAUGCUCUGCUCUUUGCCAUGUUCGCGAAGCUGGAGGCUUUUGAGUGCAUGCUAAAGAACGACUUAUCCGACGAGCCACAGCGAAAUCUGGCUUCUUUAAUCCGCCUCUGGGUGAACAUGUUGAGGAGCGGGAAGCUUAUACACACGGACUUUACACAAUUGAUACAAGACGCUUUGGCUGCUUGUGGCUGGAAAGACGCUCAAUUGCUCGAACAGCAGGACACCUCUGAGGCCUUCGCAUUCAUUACCGAGACGCUGCAACUGCCAUUACUGACGCUGCAGGUGGACUUGUUCCAUCAGGGCAAGGGGGACAAAGACGACCACAAGGUUGUAUACGAGCGUCUCCUCAACCUGGCGGUUCCAGUCGACCCAGAAGGCAAGGGUGUCAAGCUUGAGGACUGCCUGGAGGACUAUUUUAACACAAGGGUGGACGUCUCCCGCGUCGGUGUCGAGGAGAAGCUUGACAGACCGAUUCUUACACCUCAAAGUACCAUUCGACUCGUCAAAAUGGAUCCGGGGGAGGAGGCAGAGAUCGUGGAUCAAGUUGACGGGGAACCUUUACAACGACGCUGGACCGUUGUCGAACCGACAGAACCUGCGGACGGGCCCUCAACCUCAGACCCAGAGCGUCCUGCUGUCCGCCAUAGGUCAACGAGCAUCAUCCAGCGUAUUGUCUUGGACGCCGAUGGAAAAGCAACCGAAUCAGACGCCGCGAGCCUGCUACAGAAGGCAAAGCGGAAAGGCUCUACAGUUGUGAAAGCAGUCACCAUCCCUGCUUGGCAAUUCUUCCGGCUGAUACCUUGGCACGCCGUUCCGAACACCGAGCCAAAGACUGAUGGAGAAAUUCUGAUGCAUUUCAAUCAACGACCAGUAGUGGGAAUCUGUUUAAAAAGGUACCUGGUGACGGAGGAUGGGCGCGCCAAGCGGCAGAACACAUUCAUCGACAUUCCCGACAGCUUGAGACUACCACGGUUCAUGGUUGCAGACGACGCGAAGGUCGAAGAGGACACCUCACUCAGCACGGAGUACAAAUUGGUCCUGCAGUCCGUAGUCUGUCACAGGGGCGACUCAGUGCACUCUGGGCACUACAUCAGCUUCGCACGAGUCAACCCUAAGCUUCUCACCGACAACAGGCGCCACGACAACGAUCCGCCACCAGAUUACGAGGACGCUCAGUGGGUCAAGUUCGACGAUCUCGCUCUCGAGAACCGGGUCUCCAACGUGGACGAUAUCAAAGCAUCUCUGAAGAAUGAGAUGCCGUACCUUCUCUUCUACCAAAUCGUGCCUAUGGUAGACGUUACGAACAUAUCGGUCACGGGUUCUGAGACUGAGCCUCCGUCCUACGACGACUCGACCCUCAACGCGGCCGUCAGUAACGCAAGCGACAGCGAACGACCAGGGCUAUCAAGAGCAGCUAGUGGCUAUUUUGACAUGUCCACCCUGAGCUCGACAGGCCCCAGCAUUCGCUUCUCCUCGGAGCUGGAAAGACCACCACGGUUGAGUCUCAGCGUCGAGGAUGAUGUCGCACAGGCUCCUGCGCUUCUCAGUCCGAAUGCAUCCCGGCGUGGAAGUGUUGCCGUGUCCGAACCCAUUCUGGGGAAUCUUGCGAUCACGCCCGAGACUGGCUCAUCCCCAGUAGUCACGCCGAUCGAGGAGACCACGGCUCAACGACUCUCGAGGGCGGCGGCGAAAUUCACCAAAUCUGGCACACGCAGCAGGCCCACGAGUCAGGCGGGAGAGAGCCGUAUCAGCAUCACCAUGUCGCGGCUAAGCCUGAAGAGUAAGAGUAAGGAACCUCUGCGCGAGGCAUGGGAGAGUGUUGAAGGCGACGAAGAGACCCCAGUGGCUGUUGUCGUACCAGAGCGACUAUCGAUCGAUGGUGAAGAAAAGAAGGACAAGGAGCACCAUCACCACCACCACCUCCACGGAAAGAAGAAGCGAGCCAAAUCCAAGAGUCGUAGCGGCGACAAAGACACUGAAAAGGUCAAGAGGAAAGGCGAGGUGCCAGAUCGGGAAUGCAUCGUCAUGUGAGCACUAUCGCCGAGGGGAAAGAUGAAGAAGUCAACAGAGCAAUCGCAAGGCGUUCAGGCUACAGCAUACAAGUGUAUUUUGGAGUGUUACAAUUACAUUCGGAGGGGGCUUCCUUUGGUUUUUACAUUUCGCCUUUUGGAGCGGUCAGCCAAGAGAAAAGACGGUGGCAUUCAGCGACUCAUUCAUUGGGAUUUAGGAAUAUAUCCUACACCCAGAAGAAAAUGAAGAAGAAAUGUUGGGGUACAAGACGCACAUUUGCAUAUGAUACCAGCGAAAAAGAGUGGAAAGGAGGCACGGCGGACCGAGGGCAAGGCCAGUGUCAUCUGAGAAAGUCAGGAACACAUCAAUACACAUACCUAAGAGCUUGUAUACCAGUGAUGGGAUACAAUACAAUAUUACUAGUGCAUCC
Cryphonectria parasitica EP155 is the source of this 2857-nucleotide messenger RNA. RefSeq names its product cysteine proteinase. Lineage: Eukaryota; Fungi; Ascomycota; Sordariomycetes; Diaporthales; Cryphonectriaceae. Gene Ontology annotation, molecular function: cysteine-type endopeptidase activity; cysteine-type deubiquitinase activity. Bases 1 to 2448 code for a protein of 815 amino acids. The transcript has 6 exons. Gene Ontology annotation, biological process: protein deubiquitination. Gene Ontology annotation, cellular component: cytosol; nucleus. The record is from RefSeq and is a predicted model, not a curated record.